Molecule: messenger RNA, 540 nt
Organism: Mycosarcoma maydis (corn smut)
Lineage: Eukaryota; Fungi; Basidiomycota; Ustilaginomycetes; Ustilaginales
Exons: 5
Coding region: 1-540 (179 amino acids)
Source: RefSeq, a predicted model, not a curated record
AUGUUGCGUUCUAGCCAGGCCAGAAGCGUGGUACGCUCCAGUCAGUGGGCCACCACCGCGCGAGUUCACCAACUGGAGCUGCCAAGCGGGUGGAAGCCGAGCGCACUCGGAGUAGCACCAUGGCAGCAGCGCCAGCAGCGCCAGCAGCGCCAGCUGUCGGUCAGGUCGCUCGAUCACUUGGUGAUCACCUGCCACGAUAUGGACAAGACCAUUGACUUUUACACGCGCCUCGGCAUGGGCGUGGUGCAGUUCGGACAAGGGCGCAAAGCGCUCGAGUUUGGCUCCCAGAAGAUCAACCUGCACCAGAAAGGCAAAGAGUUCGAACCGAAGGCGUUGGUCCCGCAACCGGGAUCCCAGGACUUGUGUUUCGUCAUUCACGACAGCAUCGCCGACGCCCAGAAACACCUGCAAGAGCACGGCAUCCAAGUUGUCGAGGGCCCCGUCAAGCGCACCGGUGCUGUCGGACCGAUCCUCAGCAUCUACGUGCGCGAUCCCGACAAUAACCUGAUCGAGCUCUCGUCGUACCAAGACGCAAAGUGA